This is a messenger RNA of Aphis gossypii (cotton aphid), 1917 nucleotides long. RefSeq names its product UDP-glycosyltransferase UGT5. The coding region runs from base 230 to 1774 and encodes 514 amino acids. The record is from RefSeq and is a predicted model, not a curated record. Lineage: Eukaryota; Metazoa; Arthropoda; Insecta; Hemiptera; Aphididae. The transcript has 5 exons. Gene Ontology annotation, molecular function: UDP-glycosyltransferase activity.
AGGUGACCUUCUAAAUUGUUGUUAUUUUAUUAUAUCUAUUAUUAUUUAUAAACAUAGGAUUGAGAUAUGUUUAUGUUGCAUAAUAACAGACUGGUUCACUGAUCAUUGAAGUACCGCCUAUCAAACAAAUAACUUCAAUUAAAUUAUUCUACAGACUACAAUCAAUGUUUGUAUGAUGUUAAAUAAAUAAAUUAUCAUCUAAACUUCAAGUUGGCGAUAAUUGUUCAAGAUGAACAGUUUAGUUUUGAUCAUUGUUAUUUUAAUAACAGUAAAUAAUGGUUUAACGUCUAAUAUAUUAGCCUUUUUACCAAGUAAAGCACGCAGCCACUAUGGAGCGUUUGAACCGUUAUUCAAAGAAUUAGCAGAAAAAGGUCAUAACAUGACUGUUUUAUCGCCAUUUCCAAUGAAAAAUCCACCUCCAUCUUACCAUCAUAUUCAAGUUGAAGAUGAAGAUCUCGUUAUGGGUUUUAAUCCGUUCGAUGUAGCUAGACAUUUCAAACCAAUUUUAGUUCCAUUUAGAUCUUGGUUUAUUUGGCCAAAAUUUACAGAAACAAUAUUAAAUAAACCGUCUAUUCAGAAAUUGAUUCAUUCAGAAGGACUUCAUUUUGAUUUAGUUUUAUUCGAAAACUUCUACCAUGAGUGUUUUGUAACUCUUGGACAUAAAUUCAAUGCACCUGUUGUACAACUAUUUCCAUCUAUUCCAAAUGCUGGUGUAGCACAGUGGCAUCAUAAUCCAUAUAUUGGAUCAUAUAUUCCAGAUAUCAACACUGGAUUUUGUGACAAUAUGUCUUUCAUAGAACGUUUGACAAAUACUGUAUUAUCAUUUAUACAUACAGCUUUGGGUUCAUUUUACUACUUGCCAAAGCAAAGAGAUUUAAUGAAUAAAUAUUUUAACUAUACUGGUUGGGAGACACGACCGUCAAUAGAGAACAUGCUAAACAAUAUUUCACUGACAUUGAUUAAUACACACUUUUCUGUUGGAACACCAAGACCUCUUGUUCCUUCAUAUGUAGAUGUAGCUGGAAUGCACCUCAAACCUGCAUCUUCACUUCCAGAAGAUCUCCAGGAUAUAAUGAACAAUGCUUCUGAUGGAGUCGUAUACUUUAGUUUUGGUUCUGUACUCAAACUAACACAAUUGCCCAAAAAUGAAUUUGAAAUUUUUAUUAGACAACUUGGUAAAAUUAAGCAAAAAGUAUUAUUUAAAUGGGAAUCGGAUAAUAAAAUAGACUUUCCGCCAAAUAUAAUCGCCAGAAAAUGGUUUCCACAAGUCGAUAUUCUAGGCCAUCCUAAUUGUAUACUAUUUAUCACUCAUGGAGGCAUACACAGUACUGAAGAAGCUAUUUACUUUGGAGUGCCAAUGUUAGCUAUAUCAGUGUUUGGAGAUCAGUUGCAUAAUUCAUUAGUAAUGCAGAACAGAGGUGCAGCAAUUCAAAUUAAAUACAGUGAAUUUACUGAAGAUGUACUUGAAAUAGCUUUAAAUAAAAUAUUGAAUGAAAAAUCGUUUAAACAAAAAGCAACAGAACUAUCACAAAUAUUUCAUGAUCAACCAUUAAAUUCAUUAAACAAAGCUAUUUACUGGAUUGAGUAUGUAAUACGCUACAAUGGGGCACAUCAUUUGAAAACAGCUGCUGGCCAAUUGACUUGGUAUGAAUUUCUACUAAUUGAUGGUUUGUUUUUGGUGAUCAUCAUGAGAAUAAUUAUAACUGUAAUAUUGUGGUAUGUAGGAAAAAAAUUGUGGAGAAGAUUUCGUAGUAUAAAAUUUAAAAAGAACUAAGAAAAGAUAUAUUUGUAAUAUAAAUAAAAAUGUAUAAUUUUCUCUGAUUAGGAUUUAGGAUACUUAACUGUGUAAUAUUUCAUGACAAAUAGGUAUAUUUUAAUGAUCUUAGAUAUUCUUAAUUAAAAUGAAUAUAUUAAUUA